CCGAAAUCUUUUAUCCCAGCGACCGCUCUGAAAACUCCCUCAGACUUAUAUCUCUUUCCGAAAGUGGCGUGCUACUCAGAGAUGGACGUAACCACCAGUUGCAGAUUAAUUGGCGCCUGACAAAGGCCUAGCAAACCCCAACGCCUUUUUAACAGCUUUCCUGACUUGUUCCUGCUCUUUUAAAUUCUUUAAAUUAAUUUAGAUUGCCUGUCGAACCUGAACAGUACGUAAUCAUUUGGUCAUUCGAGUAUAUGCUAGCUGUCUUCGGAACGACCCAUUCGAUUCCAUUUCCUUACUCAAUCCCUGUAGCGUCCGUUCAAUCUUCUCUAUAAAUGAUGGUUUCUACUUCCAGCAACCUGUUAGCAUCUUCCAGGUCAUUUAUACUUGUUGCUUAUACUGUUCCCUUAUCCUAAACUUUACAGCUGUGUUCCCUUAGCCCUUGUACUAUCAUCUAAUUCUGGACAGUUUUUACUUCUCUAUUUUAUGCCAUAUUCUAAUAAAGCUCUUACUGAAUCUCCUUUGUUCCAGGAGAACAACACCAAUUUUUCCAAACUAACCUUGCAGCUAAUGUCCCUCAUCUAUGCUGUCACUUCUGGAUCACCUCAUCCCCUCUGUUGCCUGCCAUUUCCCGCCCAAACUCUCUGCAGGGGUGAUUUUGAGCAGACCUAAUUAUUCUUAGGAUAUAGUUUGUCUUUUGAACUUUCACCAUGGCAUCUAAGAAAAGUGCAGCAAAACGAUCACGUUAAAUUGAACAAAGAUGUCCUCACUGUGUCAUCGCAUUUGUUACCGAUGGACUUCAUUGAGAAUUACUGGUCUAGUUUGGUCUUCAAGGCAAGAAAUAAAGGUGUUGCCUACAGCUUCCUACGGCAUUCAGACUCGCUUUGGUUUAGAUGCACGUCAAUGCCUCUUGACGCAAAAACCCUGGAUGUUGAAAAGUUCUAAAUCGAGUUCCUCAGCAUCAAACUUGCCACCAAGUAAAGAAGAUGGCACUGGACAGUUUACAGAAAGCAGUAUUAUGCAAAACACAGAUGAUAACCAUGGCAAAUCAGAAGUGCCUAGUCUGGUGAAAGAUAUACAAACUGUAGAAUUAGAUGUUGCUCCACCUCAUUCUCCAUUUGAUGAAAUAUCUGAAGAAGCAGCUUUGCAAACUGAGACAAGUCCUUCGUUCCCUCCUAUCUCAUUUACCUUGCGUGACUAUGUUGACCAGUCAGAGACCCUAACCAAGCUGGUGCUUCUAGGUGUAGAUCUGUCUAAACUAGAAAGGCGACCAAAUGUGGCCAAUAUGCUGCUACGACUAGAUUUUAACAGAGAUGUAAAAGAGAGACUUCUGUUCCUAAAAGACGUAGGAGUAGAUGAUCAUCUGCUUGGAGCAUUCCUCACAAGAAACCCCUUCAUUUUGACUGAGGAUAUGGAGAAUCUACAAAUGAGAAUACAGUACCUGCAAUCAAAGAAAUUCAGCAAAGAAGCCAUUUCAAGUAUGGUGUCAGGAGCCCCUUAUUUGUUAAACUUCAGUGUGGAAAGACUGGACAAUAGGCUGGCAUUCUACCAGAGAGAACUGAGGUUAAAUGUGCAAAAGACUCGUGAUCUGGUCACCCGUCUUCCCAAAUUGUUGACUGGCAGCUUGGAACCCAUCAAAGAAAAUCUCAAAGUUUGUCGGAUUGAAUUGGGAUUUCGUGAUAAUGAAAUCCAGCACAUGGUAAUCAGCGUCCCCAAACUCCUCCUGGCUAGUAAGAAAAAAGUGACCAGGACGUUUGACUACUUGCACAACACCAUGGGAAUCCCCCAUCACCUGAUUACAAAAUUUCCUCAGGUUUUUAAUGCAAAGUUUCUGAGAAUAAAAGACAGACAUCUGUUUCUUGAACACUUGGGACGAGCGCAAUAUGAUCCAACUCAGCCUAACUACAUCUCACUGGAUAAUUUAGUUGCAACACCUGAUGAAGUAUUCUGUGUAAAGAUAGCAAAAGGCACACUGCUGGAUUUUGAGGCAUUCCAAAAGACACUUUAAAUUCUCUUAAAUGGUUUCAAUAUGUGCCGACUUACAAAAGGAAUAAAUAAAUUUAGGGUCAUGACUAUUUUCUCAGUUUAUAUAGUUAUUCGAUAUAUAAUUUCCAGACUGGUGGUUUGCUUAGUUGCAACGAUAUAACUAUCUGAUAAUGAAUCCAAAGAAAAGUUGUAACAUUUCUCUAAAUGUGAUUGUAGAUUUUGCGUGUGGUUCAAUGUUCUGAAUCAAUCCUCGCUGGGAAAUGGAUUUAACCUUUUGUAAAAAUAAUUUCUGUGGUCACUGCUUGCCAGAAAUCUGCCACCUUUAUCCUUUAUUAUGAGCAGGAUUGAUUCCAGGGCUAAGGGGUGAAUACGCUACAGAUUUGGUAAGAAUAUUUUAAUGGUAACUGGACUAAGAAUUUCUCCUAAAAAACUACAUGAAGUCUUUUAAGAGCCAUCAUGUUAAGAUGCAAGCAGACAUUCAUAUUUGUGAAACAAUGCAGUUGUUUGAUUCUGAGCAAUGUUGAAUUUAGAUGAACUGUAACAAGCAAUGUUCUAAAUCAGUUCUGUAUUUGUGGCUUACAAUUGCUAGAAGUGCCCCUAUCAGGAUUGUACAUAGAUCAAGACAGUAUUUCAUGAGCCAAUUUUAAUUUGUGAAAAUUUGAACAUGUUUACUCAUGAAUGAAUAAUGAGAUAUAUUUUAAUUAAGCAAUUUAUGUUAUCAUCUCUGUUGACCCCUCCACUGCUUCUGAUUUGUCACCUUUUAUUUCCAAUGUGGAGUGCACAGAAAAUUGCCCAGUUAUGUUAUGGAGACUGAAACAAUUGUUUUUGGGUUUGGUGGCAUCUAUGGGGGAGAAAGUUGAUAUUUUGCGUCAGUGACCUUUCAUCAGAACACAGACAUGAAAUAUCAACUCUGUUUUUCUCUCCACAGAUGCUGCCAGACCUGGUAUAUACAGCCAGCACUUUCUGUUUGUCUGUCAGGUCUUCAACAUCCAUAAUAUUUUGCUCAUCUUUCAUCUGUCUUUGAGACACAGCUACAAAUUUCAUCACUACUGAUUCCAUUCCUCUGCUUGGUCACUGUUUAGAAAGUGAAUUAAAUUGUUCACCUGUAGCCUGA
Stegostoma tigrinum is the source of this 3097-nucleotide messenger RNA. RefSeq names its product mitochondrial transcription termination factor 3 (gene mterf3). The transcript is spliced from 9 exons. Lineage: Eukaryota; Metazoa; Chordata; Chondrichthyes; Orectolobiformes; Stegostomatidae. Gene Ontology annotation, cellular component: mitochondrion. Gene Ontology annotation, biological process: mitochondrial ribosome assembly; regulation of DNA-templated transcription. Gene Ontology annotation, molecular function: double-stranded DNA binding. The record is from RefSeq and is a predicted model, not a curated record. The coding region runs from base 758 to 2005 and encodes 415 amino acids.